Porites lobata is the source of this 1620-nucleotide messenger RNA. The record is from the annotation of a GenBank genome assembly. Lineage: Eukaryota; Metazoa; Cnidaria; Anthozoa; Scleractinia; Poritidae.
AGGAACAGAGGAACAGUAGGAACAGAGGAACAGAGGAACAGAGGAACAGUAGGGACAGAGGAACAGAGGAACAGAGGAACAGUAGGAACAGUAGGAACAGUAGGAACAGUAGGAACAGUAGGAAAAGACGAACAGUAGGAACAGAGGAACAGUAGGAACAGUAGGAACAGUAGGAACAGAGGAACAGUAGGAACAGUAGGAACAGAGGAACAGUAAGAACAGUAGGAACAGAGGAACAGUAGGAACGGAGGAACAGUAGGAACAGUAGGAACAGUAGGAACAGUAGGAACAGUAGGAACGGAGGAACAGUAGGAACAGUAGGAAUUAAGUAGGAAUAAUUAAUAACGUAAUAGCAAAUGGCUAGUAGCAAAAGGAACAGUAGGGGAACAUUAGGAACAGUAGGAUCAGACGAACAGUAGGAUCAGAGUAACAGUAGGAAUUAAGUAGGAACAGAGGAACAGUAGGAACAGUAGGAACAGUAGGAACGGAGGAACAGUAGGAACAGUAGGAACGGAGGAACAGUAAGAACAGAGGAACAGUAGGAACAGUAGGAACAGAGGAACAGGAGGAACAGUAGGAACAGUAGGAACAGUAGGAACAGAGGAACAGUAGGAACAGUAGGAACGGAGGAACAGUAGGAACAGAGGAACAGUAGGAACAGAGGAACAGAGGAACAGAGGAACAGUAGGGACAGAGAAACAGAGGAACAGAGGAACAGUAGGAACAGUAGGAACAGUAGGAACAGUAGGAACAGUAGGAAAAGACGAACAGUAGGAACAGAGGAACAGUAGGAACAGUAGGAACAGUAGGAACAGAGGAACAGUAGGAACAGUAGGAACAGAGGAACAGUAAGAACAGUAGGAACAGAGGAACAGUAGGAACGGAGGAACAGUAGGAACAGUAGGAACAGUAGGAACAGUAGGAACAGUAGGAACGGAGGAACAGUAGGAACAGUAGGAAUUAAGUAGGAAUAAUUAAUAACGUAAUAGCAAAUGGCUAGUAGCAAAAGGAACAGUAGGGGAACAUUAGGAACAGUAGGAUCAGACGAACAGUAGGAUCAGAGUAACAGUAGGAAUUAAGUAGGAACAGAGGAACAGUAGGAACAGUAGGAACAGUAGGAACGGAGGAACAGUAGGAACAGUAGGAACGGAGGAACAGUAAGAACAGAGGAACAGUAGGAACAGUAGGAACAGAGGAACAGUAGGAACAGUAGGAACAGUAGGAACAGAGGAACAGUAGGAACAGUAGGAACGGAGGAACAGUAGGAACAGAGGAACAGUAGGAACAGAGGAACAGAGGAACAGAGGAACAGUAGGAACAGAGGAACAGAGGAACAGUAGGAACAGUAGGAACAGUAGGAACAGUAGGAACAGAGGAACAGUAGGAACAGUAGGAAAAGAGGAACAGUAAGAACAGUAGGAACAGAGGAACAGUAGGAACGGAGGAACAGAAGGAACAGUAGGAACAGUAGGAACAGUAGGAACAGUAGGAACGGAGGAACAGUAGGAACAGUAGGAAUUAAGUAGGAAGAGAGGAACAGUAGGAACAGUAGGAACAGUAGGAACAGAGGAACAGAGGAACAGUAGGAACAGAGGAACAGUAGGAUCAGAGGAACAGUAG